AACAACACGUAAACAAAAACAACAAUUUUCAUCGAACACGUCAAAUACACAAUCAAACGAAAUUUUGAACAAAAAUUAAGCUUUUAUCCGAACAAAUUAACGAAAUUCACCAUGCAGGAGUCCGACGUUCAUAUCGAUGUGAGCGGUGAUAUGGAACCACCAAGAAAUGAAUCUAAAAUCGGUUUUAAUAUGUCUACACUUACCAAUUUCGCACGCAUACCAAGUCUGUGGGAAUUGCUACGCAUAACGCGCCAGAACGUACGCCCAUGGUCGGAAUUCUUGCAAACGGCCAACUUUAAAACCGUCGCCAACAUCCCGAGACUGACCAACCGGAUCAUACGCAAUUUAGCGUAUUUUCAGAGUAACUAUCUGUUUGUAUUUCUUGGGUUAAUUGUUUAUUGUUUAUUGACAUCACCACUGAUUCUAAUAGUUUUGGGAGCCGUUCUUUACGCGUGCUACAAAAUCAAACAAGCCAAUGCUCCAGUUGCCUUUUUCUCUCGUCAGCUCAACACCAAUCAACAGUGCAUUGCGGUGAAUAUAGCUUCGAUUCCACUGCUGUACCUAGCUGGCGCCGGAGCCGUCAUGUUUUGGGUACUGGGGGCUUCCUUCUUUUUAAUUUCAAUACAUGCGGCCUUCUACAAUAUCGAUGCAAUCGUCACCGAAGAUACAGAAACGUUCCUAACUGAAACGGUUUAAGCCAAACGCUAGGAGAGCUCAGUAAUCGGAAAGUACGUCGUGGAUUUAGGUCAAUUGAUUCGAGGUUGUCAUCUUUUAUGUUUGAUCAAGAAGUCCACAUAUAAGUUUUUUUUUCUGUUGCACAUAUUAACACGUUUGUCAAUCAAUUUGCAAUUGGUUUUUGUGUGAAACUAUGAAUAUGGCAGUAAUUUUUAACGGAAAUAAUUAGCUGACUGUCCACUCAUUAUACAUAAUCAAUUUUGAUAUAAAAAACAUUGCAAUUUGAAACCACUUUGUACUAAGUACAUAACGAAUAUUAUAUGACGAUAGAAUAAACCCUUUUGCUGUAUGAAGGUUAUUUAUACAUUAUGCUUUCCCUAAAAUUUAAUAUCGCCUAUUCUUGUUUUAUAAAUUUUCCCCCUUUUCGAACGCGAUGAAUUAUAACCGUCGUGGACGAAAUCGUCGCGAGUCAAAUCUCAAUUAUUUUGUCAAGUAAUCAACAGUUUAUGUGCUAGUGAAACAAUCAGCAAUACGUUUAGCUCACUCACUUUCAAGCUGUCGAACGUUUGUGCAGCGUGUUUUGUUACCUACGGUACGGGCAAUAUGAAAGUCGUCUUCUGACAAAAAAGAAAAUGAAUAAAAAUAUACGAAUUUUCUUAGA
Molecule: messenger RNA, 1336 nt
Organism: Sabethes cyaneus
Lineage: Eukaryota; Metazoa; Arthropoda; Insecta; Diptera; Culicidae
Product: prenylated Rab acceptor protein 1
Exons: 3
Coding region: 112-696 (194 amino acids)
Cellular component (GO): Golgi apparatus
Source: RefSeq, a predicted model, not a curated record